Molecule: messenger RNA, 495 nt
Organism: Mollisia scopiformis
Lineage: Eukaryota; Fungi; Ascomycota; Leotiomycetes; Helotiales; Mollisiaceae
Product: duf1857 domain-containing protein
Exons: 2
Coding region: 1-495 (164 amino acids)
Source: RefSeq, a predicted model, not a curated record
AUGGUGGUAAUACACCUUGCCUACACGACGAUUGUCAAUCCUCCUGGUGCCCAAUCGAUCCUUAGCCAUGCUCAGGUCUGGGCUGGACUUGAGCGGAAAGCACGUGUACCACAGGAGUUUGUGCCUGUCGUCGAGACCUGCGAGAUCCACUCGGAGAAGGACAAUGUGAUCACUGCCACCGUCAUCUUCAAGGCCGAUAGUGCCGUGGCCCACGCCCGUACGAUCCGUGAGGUGUGCACUUUGAGCCCACCGUGCCGGUUGGACUACGACAUGGAAGACGGUAGCACGGCGACAAACAUCAUCAGCAUGGGCAAAGGCUCAACCGGCGACAAUGAGCUGUUUCUGACCUUUAUAUUCGCAUGGGAGCAUCCCCAACUCGUCCAAGGUAGUGACGAAGCCAAGGAGGCCGAGGAUCAACAUAAAACGAUAGCUGCUGCCGCGGUAUACUCGACUCUUCAAACCAUCAGAAACUUGGUGGAGAAAGGCCAACUUUGA